Messenger RNA from Parasteatoda tepidariorum (common house spider), 541 nucleotides. The record is from RefSeq and is a predicted model, not a curated record. NCBI's taxonomy places the organism in Eukaryota, Metazoa, Arthropoda, Arachnida, Araneae, Theridiidae.
GUCAAAUGAAACAAUCAUAUUUAAAGAAGAGUCAAAAACGUUCCUUUUUCAGACUUAAGAAAAGCGCGACAUAUUCUAGAAGAAAAUGAAGAUUGUUCCUUUAAUAACCAUUCUACUAACUUUUUCAGUUCUUUCUCUAACUGGAGAUGCAAUACCCUCAUCUUCUGCAAGCAGAAAACUGAAAAUUUCUGAAUUAGAUUACUAUGUUAACACUGAUGAAGGAAGAGCUAUAUUGGAAGAAGAUUUUAACGGUAUCAAAGAAGGAGAAAGAAAAUCUUGGACAAGAGCUGUGUUACCAGAAAAUCUAAAAAAAAAUCGUUAUAAUUCGUUAGAUGUUCUUCCUUUUGAUGAGACAAGAGUUGUGUUGGAAAAUCUUCCAAAUGAUCCAUACUCCGAUUAUAUUAACGCCAAUUACGUAAAUGGAGAACACAGUGAAAAGGAAUAUGUUGCUGCCCAAGGUCCUCUACCAAAUACCAUUGAUGAUUUUUGGAGGAUGAUAUGGCAAUUGAAUUCUACAAAAAUUGUUAUGUUAACGAAUCUC